Molecule: messenger RNA, 1153 nt
Organism: Exaiptasia diaphana
Lineage: Eukaryota; Metazoa; Cnidaria; Anthozoa; Actiniaria; Aiptasiidae
Exons: 5
Coding region: 1-1059 (352 amino acids)
Source: RefSeq, a predicted model, not a curated record
AUGAUUACAGAUCUUGGCAAUGGAUGGCGUCGCUAUGGUGACGCUGCUAUCAAGCUAUUUUCAGAGAAGAAGAACUGGACCGAUGCUCGUAAACAUUGUCAGUCGUUAGGUGGUGAUCUUCUCUCCAUUACCAGCUCACACGAAAACGACUUUGUGAAUGAAGUCUUUGUGAAGCAGCUGAACUUGUCAUACUUCAGAGAAGAUUAUCCAGAUUUUGGGACGCCAUCUGAAGUCUGGAAGCUGAACCAAUCCGAUUCAACUGUAAAACUGUUCGGACCACCUGACAAUGUGCUGUACAAAGCCGUUAAUGGAGAGACUGCUUUGUAUUUUAGUGGUAAAGAGGGAUAUGCAACUAUUCCUGCAGUCAAUAUCAGUUCAGAGGGAUUUACCAUUUCAUAUUGGAUGAGACCCUUCCAUGACAAUAGAGAGGGAGUAUGGAUACACAUUCUUCGUCUUCUAAACCAGCCUCUUUCAUUGAAAACUCCAGCUAAAAUUGUGGAUUGCUUCUAUCGUAGUGGACUUCUUUCUACACGCCUUGAUAUACAAGGCUUUAAUACAAAGUCUAUUACGAUUUUUGAAAACAACACAUGGAUGCAUGUUGCUCUCAGUGGUGAYAAGUCAACGAAUUUGUGGUAUUUCGUAAUCAAUGGGAUAAAUGAAGUCACGUGGUCGGGAAGCACUUUCCUGUCGAUCACUGGGAAGGAAAACUUCCUUCUGGGAGUAAAGCACGCAGUUGAUUUGUCAAGAGGAAUAACCUUCCGUGGGUAUCUAAAAGACAUUAUGGUGAUCAACAAGCCAUUGGGCACCAAUAAGAUACAAACUAUUACGUUCUGGAAUAAACAUGGUGCGUGGAUUGGUCUCAACGAUCAAGCAGACAACUCCCACCUGAAGUGGUCUGACGGUACCCCUGUUGGUCAGUUUAUGCCAUUCUAUAAAGUCAAGCCAAAACCAGCCCUAUCUGGUCGAAAAUGUGUGGUUAUUGGAAGGCAUGGGAAAUGGUUUGAUAAAUUGUGCAAUAUGGAAURUCCAUUUAUUUGCGAGAAGCGGUUAAACGAUUAAAGUUGGCCAAUUUUCAUUGUUGAAAGUUUUAGAAAUUAAGWAAWUCAAGUUAAAGUGCUUUUUAAAAAUUGUAUAUAUAGAGGAUAUUAUAUGG